Molecule: messenger RNA, 1548 nt
Organism: Exophiala mesophila
Lineage: Eukaryota; Fungi; Ascomycota; Eurotiomycetes; Chaetothyriales; Herpotrichiellaceae
Exons: 1
Coding region: 1-1548 (515 amino acids)
Biological process (GO): transmembrane transport
Molecular function (GO): transmembrane transporter activity
Source: RefSeq, a predicted model, not a curated record
AUGUCUCACGGAGAGGACAGAAACGACUCGAUCGCACUUGAGAUCAGACGACCCAUUUCACGCGUGCAGACCUCAGAAUCGAUAUCCAACGCCAAUGCCAACGAAUGGCUGGGUUUCGACGAUCCCGGCAACCCUUACAACUGGUCAGUCCAGAGGAAAUGGGUCAUUACAGCGAUUGCAAUCUUCGCCACAUUUACCACCGUUCUGAAUGGAACCAUCAUCACCGUGGCACACGAGGCCAUUAACGAAGCAUUUAAUGUCAGCGAUGAGCACUUUCCAAACUCAUACUGGCCAGUGGCGAGCUGGGCGCUGGGAGGCGCCAUAUUCUCGCUCGUAGCACUCCCUUUGAUGGAGGACUUUGGAGUGCGACCAGGCUUCCUAGUCACACACCUUGUCUUCAUAUGCUUCAUUAUCCCCCAAGCCCUGGCGCAAAACUUCGCCACUUUAAUCAUAUCAAGGUUCUUUACAGGAGGGUGUGUUUCCAUCCUGUCCAACACCUCAGCAACUGUCAUUGGAAAUAUCUGGGAUGGAGAAAAGGCUCGAACAAUUCCAAUGAGCCUUUACAUCACCGCCUACGUCACAGGAAGUAGCACGGGUCCCGUCAUCGGGGGUGUCAUUUUUCAGUAUUUGAAUUGGCGCUGGAUAUCAUAUUUGCAACUCAUUUGGUAUGGGCUCUUCACUCCGCUCUAUCUCAUCUUUUUCCGCGAAACCAGAGGAUCUGUCAUACUUAGUCAACGGGCCAAAAAAACCGCAGCAAACACCACAACCACUUUUGACCAGAAAGACUUGUCAAUUCAUGCUGCCACCGACAGGCCGACUGCCACUUUGUUUCAGAGAGUCACAAUCAGCGUCAAGCGGCCGUUGUAUAUGCUUUUUACAGAACCAGUUGUUUUCGUCUUCACCCUUUGGUCGGCCUUUACUGUCGGAACAGUCUACGUCUUCACACAGUCGGCUGAACAAGUAUUCGUCGAGCUCUACGGAUGGUCAGCGUCUCAGGCCGGAUACAUCCAAGCGGCCGUCGUGAUCGGUGAAUGCCUCGGAUUGACUGGUGCGCUACUCUCUGCAAAGCUGUAUUUCGCCUCAGCCUCUCGAAACCAUGAGACGCCCGGGAUCCCUAUCCCUGAAGCAAGACUCUACGUCAGCGUUCUCGGUAGUUUUGUAGGAGUUACAGGUGGUAUGUUUGUAUAUGCAUGGACUUCAUACCCCUCCUUCCCAUGGAUCGCACCAGCAAUUGGCCUUGCCAUGGUCGGGUUCGGCAUCGAUAUCGUCGUCAUCGGGAUUGCAGACUACGUAGUCGACUCAUACAGCAAGUAUGCUGGAAGUGCCGUUGCUGCCGUUGUCCUUGGAGAGAAUAUUUUUGCCGCUUUUCUACCCUUAUCGACUAUGGCCAUGUACUCAAACCUUGGCUUUCAAUGGGCGAGUACACUGCUAGGGUUUCUCGCUUUAUUGCUCUCUUUCAUUCCGGUGGUCAUUAUUCCCUUUGGAAGGAGAAUUAGAGCACGCAGUCCUUUUAUGAAAGAGGCUAUAAUUGAUAGACAGAUUGUAUAG